This is a messenger RNA of Acanthoscelides obtectus, 987 nucleotides long. The record is from the annotation of a GenBank genome assembly. NCBI's taxonomy places the organism in Eukaryota, Metazoa, Arthropoda, Insecta, Coleoptera, Chrysomelidae.
AUUUGAAGUUCCCGCAAAAAUAACCUUACUUUUUCCAAUUGUCAACUGCAUUUACUUUUUCAUACAAUUUUGUUUUGAUAAUGAUUAGUUUAUUGAUUUCUCCGCUAAAAUUUGCUCUUAGGUGCUCGUAUAGGCCAAGUUUUUCAAGGCCUCUAAUCAAUAGUAAAUUUCUUAGCAAAAAAGCCCUAGAUGUAAAUACAAAUGUGACCAAGGAUGUUAUUUUGUUCAAAAACCCGAACGACAAAUUUUACAAAAUCAUCAGUAUAUUUGCCGUUUUCCAGUUCGGUUUUUGGACUUAUUUAUCGAUAUUCGCGUACACCACAUUGAAAGACUCACCUGUAGAUACAGAAAAAGCCAAAGCUUGGUAUGAAAAAAUAAACCUAGGCGAGAACAAAUACCGGAACGGUUUAACUUUGAUUUCAUUUUUAAUAGGCUGGGGUUUAUUAUCAGUAUCUUGGAUGUACUGUCUAAGAUCAGUAAAAUACCUUAUACUGCGUAAGGGUGGCAGAGAAGUUACCAUUGUCACAUUUACUCCUACAGGCAGAAAUCGGAUGUUCACAUUAGGAGUAGAAAACAUUAACUGUAAAGAAUUAAGGCAAACUGCGAAGGCACACAUACCGUUAAAAGUGAAAGGACACUCAUUUCAUUAUUUGCUGGAUGUUACGAAGGGCGAAUUUAGGAACCCGCUGUUAUUUGAUCAUACUGCAGGGCUGAGAAGAGACUGGAAGUCUUGAAUGUACUUUAGAUAAAUCGCUGUUUCUCAAGAAUAGUGAUACUAUUGAAAAAAAGUUUUUUUCAGCAGAGGAUUUUUAAUAUUUUUUGUAGAACAAUUUCGGAUAACUGAAGAGAAAGUUAAUAGCUUGGAAUUAGAAAAAUUAUCAAUUAUUGACCUUUCAGAUUCAUUGAAUAAAAUAUCAGUAUGUUUUCAAAAUAUCCCAUUGUAUUACUUUUUUUGCAACUUUACAGGAAUGUGUUUUUAUUCCUAAA